AUGAAACGCGCUCUCCCUUCCAGCCACAGCGGGGAGGAGCCGUGUCAGCGAGCCACGGCCCUCCCGGCGCCUCUCUCGUGUUUUACAGCUCGGAUCGGAGCCGGGGGAAGAGCCUGGAACCUCCGGCCGGUCCUUCUCACCACCGGUGCCCAGCGCCCCUCACACCACCGGUCCCUCACGCCCCGGGCCGGCCGGACCCUCGCGGCCCUCCCGCCCGUUGCAGCGGGUAACGGGCUCCUGAGGUGCCGCAGCCCGGACAAACCGGAGACACACCACAGAAGAGAAUUUCACAGUGCUGAGGUCCCUGAAACCAUCACUCUCAGAGAUUGCUGAGGAUAUGAACAAGUUGGACUCUACUGCUCUCCAGGGAGGAUGUUCUGGUGCAACGUGACAGUGCUUGUGGAAAUGGAUUUUAAUGAAUUAAUCCGGGUGGAUUCUCACCUUCUGCAUCAUCCCUGCCUUUUGCACUCCAUGGUCACUGGGGCAUUGCAGCCCCUGAAUGCAUCUGUGCACCACAUCCAGAGUGGCAUGGGGACAUCUGCACAGGGACAGGGGCAUCCCAGGUUCUUUUCUCCUUGGAAUGCACCACCCAGCGCCCUGGCAGAGGUUUCCUCCUCCCUGGAGGCCAUGGUGAAAUAUGUCAAUGAAUGCUCCUAUUCUGAAUUCAGUGCUUGCCCUGGGAAAAGCAGCUGUGUAAACCUGGAGGUUACAAACCAUGGGAUCCUCAGUAUUACCAGCAGCAGCUUUGAAAUGUCCUGGCUUGGCAGUUCCACUCUGAACCACCCUUUCAAGGGCCAUGAAGCUGUGCAAAUACUGAAGGCAGAGGAAAUGCAAAUGGAUGUGUCUCACCUGGAGAUAGGCGUGAUGUAUUCAGUAGAGAUCAGCUAUGAAACUUGUGGAAAAAACAUUAUCUCCAGUCAAAAUGUGAAAAUAGAGGCCAAGAUCUUUGAUGUUACUCUGAGGAUUCUCAACUACAGCCUCACUGAUGAUUUCCAUAAUUCCAGCAGCUCAGCAUAUGAGGAAUUUUCAGGACUGUUGCUUACAGAGGUAAAAUUACUAUAUCCACCCAACAUUUCUGCCUUGUACAAAUCUGGGAAGCUGAAAGUGCAGCUUGAAUCCCUGGCAGCAGGAAGCAUCAUUGGAAGGCUCAGAAUCACUGUGCAGGAUCUCAAGUUUCCAGUGGAUGCUUCCACAUUUGCCCCAGUGCUUUGCUACCUGCACAAUGGCUUUGUGAUUGUGGUGGACCAGGAAAACACUGCAGAAGACUGGGAUGAAUGUGCUUCCCAAUCUGAGAAUGACUGCUCUGUGUUUGCAGAGUGUGUCAAUUUGAUGGGCUCCUACCCGUGCAGGUGCAAGACAACCAUGGAUACCAAUCCAUCCCAACCUGAAAGAAACUGUGAAGGUGAGGCUGUGGAUCCUCUCACUGAAACCAUGGCUCCUGAAAUAAGAAACAGCACGGACUUUGCUCUUGAAGAAAGAAGGCCUGCAGGCCCUGCUGCCACUGUCACCACCCUCAUCGCACUGUUCCCUGCUGCCCUGGGUGGCAAACAAUUGUCCCACAGUCCCACCAGUGCUCCUCCAAACCCUUGGGAAGAAGAUCUGGCCCCACAGAUGAGCUUCAGCAGGGACAGCACCCCCAUGGCCACGGGGGUGCAAAAAUCUCUGCCCCUCGAGGUGCUCCAGCAGAAGGAUGCUGGUCUGAUUAAAGUGCUGGUAAGGAGUGUUGCUAAUGGGAGCAGAGUGAUAAGUUUCAAUUUGUUGCUUGCAGAAGUGGGUGUCCACCAUGUCAUCCCCACUUUUUCUUCUCCAACCCCUCUUGUCAAACCCACCCAAGAGGAUUCCAUUGAAGACACAGUGAGUGUGUUUUGUGAAAUUGAGAGGAUGGUCCUUGCCAUCCAGAAGAGAUUGUUGCAGCAUCAGUCCAUUCCAGAGAGUUCCCUGUUCCUGGGGCAGCCUGGCUGCACUGUGAGCACCAGCAGUGGCACCCAUGCUGUGCUACAGGUGAGAUGGAGUGACUGUGGCACCCAAGUUGAGACUAACAUGACUACUACUGUGGUGAAAACCAGCCUUCAGAAUGAUGUUUCUGCUCAGGGAAUAAUCCACCACUGGAAUGUUGCCAGUCCCAUGCACUGUGUGUGUCAAAACGAUGUCUUGACUUCCUCAGGCUGUCCCAUCCCAAAUACUUACACCCUGCUGCUGGAAAAUGGGAAUUUGAGCAAAACUCAGUUUAAGUUGAAAAUUUUAUCCUUGGUCAACAACUCUGUGCUUUACUUACACUGUAGAAUUCAUAUUUGUAUGGAGUCACCAGGAAGCACCUGCAGGAUUAGAGAGAAGGAAGCUAGAAUGGGAAUGGGAUACACCAUCCUCAUAGCCCUUGCUAUGUUUGGUGUUGUGCUGGGAGUUGUGACCCUUCUAAUUUCCCAGUACCAGUGAAAGACGAGAAGAUAAAACCACAGGAUCAAGUCUGACAACUUCAGCUACCAAGUGUUCUACGAUUAG
Molecule: messenger RNA, 2499 nt
Organism: Catharus ustulatus (Swainson's thrush)
Lineage: Eukaryota; Metazoa; Chordata; Aves; Passeriformes; Turdidae
Gene: UMODL1
Product: uromodulin like 1
Cellular component (GO): cell surface
Molecular function (GO): calcium ion binding
Source: RefSeq, a predicted model, not a curated record